GGCCGACCAACCUCUCCCCACCACGUUCCCACCCAUCGCGGGUGCACAAGCUGACGCGAGUGAUACGGCAAAGUGUCGUUGUCUCCGUUUUCGCUCAUUAUUUCUUUGGCAGCGAGAACAUCUUCCUUGUUCCUUUCCUGUCUACACCCCGCUCCCACUCCCCACUCGGGGACUCUGACGCUACCCUCCACUAGUGGCGGUUCGCUCAUAUAUAGGUGACAACAAAGGAGCUCUUGCGACGCGCACAUUGGUGCUCUCCUAUAGGAUCACAGGGGUGAUCAUGGUCUCCGACAGUCUUUACGAGCAGUGCCUGCCCAUCCUGCGUGACUCGGCUCUCGAGGAUGAAGACAAGACCGAGAAACUUGAAGAGCUCCUGCGCAAGCAGACACCAUUAACUGGCCCUUUGCUCGAGAAUACCAUUCUCGACGUACUAUGGCGCUUUCGAGACUCCUCAACGCCUUCGGCCUCGCCUCCCGUACGGCAUACUGUUGUCCGCCGCGCAUCGCCUGCGCCAUGGCAAAUUCCACGUGCCACUACCCCCCGGGCGUCGUCCCCCUUGGCGGUUUCAGCGACGUUGGCAGGAACGAGUCCGUUAUUCCCACCAGGUCUGGGUAUUCCGCCUCCACCAGGUCUGAGUCGAACGAGAUCAUCUAAUAUGUCACCAUUCACUUCUCCGCGGCCCUCGCCGCGCUUGGCGUUUUCUACGCCUUCGAUUCCGCAUAGUCCGAAUCUCAAUACAUACGAAUUCAGCGAACCCGCUAUCACCCCAGACAUUUAUGGCGACUACGGCAGUGACACCGUAGAUUGGCUAGUAAAUGAUGAUGCGAUGAGCAACGCGUCUUCAGCCGGUGGCUAUACCGGAGAAAGUACCUUGAACGGCGGCGCAGCCACCUGGAUACAACCCACACAGACCAAUAUGAGCCCCUAUGACAUGCUGCGGUCUGUUUUGGGAGAUGGAAAGACUGACGAGGAGAUUGAGCAAGCUCUCGAAGCGAAUGGAUAUGACUUUACUGCUACGGUUAUGAGUCUCAUGGAAGAACAACAAGCCCGGCCUCAGUCGGAGAGCAACUCGCAAUUCGACAACGCCGUGGUAGUGGGCAAGUCGAUGAGUCCUGGUCAGAGACCGGCAACCCCAUCGAAUAAUAACCAUCAUAAUCAUCAUCAAGGGGGACGCAAUGGCGUUGUAUGUCGGUUUUGGCUUUCGACAGGCACGUGUCUUCGGGCGGACUGCCGGUUCAGUCACGACCUCAGCUCACACAUUUGCAAGUAUUGGGUUAUGGGUAAUUGUCUUGCUGGUGAUACCUGUGUCUUCUCUCAUGAUCCGGCCAAUCUGGUUAACCGCCUUGCCCUGGACGACCACGGCAGCACGUCUUCUUCACCAUCUCUUCAUGGCUCGCAGUCAAAUGUCUCACUGCAAGACCACAGCGCGUUUCCUGCUCUGCGCAGCAAGGGCUCUGACCAGUGGUCGACUGGAUAUACACCUGGCAGCUCUCCUGGCCAUUACGUCUCUGGACAUGCAAUGCAUCCUCCACCGGGUCUGAGACGCCCACCUGGCCUGGGCGAUAGCCCGUAUCUCAGCUCCCAUUCGCGACCCAGUAGCCGGCCGCAGUCGCGGCAAUCGGCCUCUGUGCCAGCGGUGGAUGAUACCGAGGCAUUUCCAACAUUAGGAUCUGCAAGCAUGAAGGGUAGCAAGAAGCAUCACCACGGAAAGAGGGGCAGCCAUGGCCAUUCCCAUCACGAUAGUCGAGAGAAUGUUCCGAGCUCUUUGGCCGACAUUGUUCGCAUGACGCCCUCACCAGGGCCUGCGCAGAACCGGAGACAGAACAGGUCCGGCAAGGGCGGAGGUGCCAAUGCCAGUCGCGAGAACAGCGCAGCUGCACUUGCGAUUCCCCCACCUCAGCACGUACCUUGGUUAGAAACCGGCGCGGGCGCCAACCAAGCCUACCUGAAAAUUCGCCAAGAAGCAAUCAAGCACGGCGGUCUACGAAACAAGUAUUUGCAAAGCGCCGCCCAGGCAUGGAAUCGAAACGACGCGCGAGCCGCCAAAGCCCUUAGUCUCCGCGGCCAGAGCGAAAACGAUCUCAUGCGAAAAGCCCACCGCGAAGCCGCGCGACAACUAUACGAAGAGCGCAACAAGAAUGCCAAUUCCGGCGGCGAACUCUACGUCGACUUGCACGGCCUACACCCCGACGAAGCAAUCGAAUACCUCGAACGCGUUCUCCUCGAACAAGCCUCCUCUCCGACCCCCAUCUACGCCAUCACCGGCACAGGCCACCACUCCAAGAACGGCAAAGACAAAAUCGGCAAAGCCGUCCGCAUAUUCCUCAACGAAUGGCGCUACGCGUACCGCGAGUUUUCUGUCCCCGGGGACCGCAACAAUGUCGGCGGCAUCCUCGGCAUCGAUCCCCAGAGCUACGACAAGUCUCUUCUCAACAAUAACAACCACAACAACAAACCUGAUACCCAUAGUACUUCUGAUACUACCACUACUACUUCUGCUUCUAAUAAUCGUAAUCCUCAUAAAUCCUCUUCUCCUUCAUCAUCUACUACAGCUACAGCUACCGCCCGAUCUGCUGCGGCGGCUGUCCCCAACACAGCUCAUGAUGACGACGCCGAAGACGUCGCGACGAUUCCGUCCCGGCCGACUGCCUUGUUGGACAUUGCCAAAGUCACAACCAAGUCUACUUCUACUUCUACUUCUUCUUCGGCCGGCGGCGCUCCUUCUACCAGAAAACGGUCCUCACCGACUGCUGGUGGUGGUGGCGGCGGUGGCGGUAGUGCUGCUGUUGCUGCUGCUGCCCCGUCAUCUGGUAAAUCAUGA
Messenger RNA from Xylona heveae TC161, 2821 nucleotides. RefSeq lists its product as hypothetical. Gene Ontology annotation, biological process: negative regulation of DNA-templated transcription. The coding region runs from base 281 to 2821 and encodes 846 amino acids. The transcript has 4 exons. Gene Ontology annotation, cellular component: nucleus. Gene Ontology annotation, molecular function: RNA binding; metal ion binding. Lineage: Eukaryota; Fungi; Ascomycota; Xylonomycetes; Xylonales; Xylonaceae. The record is from RefSeq and is a predicted model, not a curated record.